CUCUCUUCUCCCUCAACAAGUCCACCGGAACGUCUUUUCUCGAUUCUCAGGUAUCCCAAAACGAGCCAUGGUUUUCACGUCGCCGGAAUCCCCGAAGCGCCACGCCAACGCCUUCCUCGAGGGGGUGUCGGCUGUCAUGGCGCUGUUAGCCAGGCGAGCGAACCGGCUGAAGCAGAAGAUGAAGACGCCGGCGAGCGACGCCGACUGGGCCAUCGAGUUGAGGUCAUCGCCGAAGAAGUCGCCCCUGGCCAAGCCCAAGAAGCUUCUGAGCAGCAUAAGCAACAAAGCGCUGCCCUUUGGUCACAACAAGAAGAAGCUGAAAGGAGGCGAUCACGGGGUAGAAUCUAGCGAGGAGGAGUGGGGGGACGGCGGGGUGUGGCAGAAGGCGAUUCUGAUGGGUGACAAAUGUCAGCCGUUGGAUUUUUCCGGCGUAAUUUACUACGACAGUAACGGGAAGCAGAUGAACGAGAUCCCUCUCAGGUCGCCACGCGCCAGUCCCUUGCCUGGUUAUCUCAAUUUGCAUCGGGAACAUAGGCCCUGAGUAUAGGCGCACACACUUGCCACCACCGGAGCGUGAGGAUUCUCGCGGGAGAGGGCGGAAACGUUCCCGUAGAAGCAAUCUGAGCCGUCCGAGAAAUCUACGACAGAGUAAAAUUACGUGUCUAUCACCUCAAAACCUGCUGAUCCCUGCCUUCCUUCUCAGCCUGUGCUGUGUACCACUCCGAUCGCGACAUGUGGCAGGUAAAGGACACGUGGCUUCUGAUAAGCCGUGGUUUUCUUGAACGGACAAGAUUUCUUCUGACGAUUGUCGUUGCUCCCUUACCAAAGGGCACACUUUCACGCGCCGAUAUUAGGAAGGAAAUUUCGCGCUAGAGUUUUAUGGCACGGGAGUUCAUGUUCCCACGUGUCGUUAUUUUUUCUUUCUUCUUCUUUAAUUUUCGAAUAUUAGUAAUACCAUCCGUUGUUUGCUCGUUUUAUCAGUGGAAAAUUUGCAUAGAGUAUGUGAAUGUGAGAAACUGGUUAGUUUGUUCA
Messenger RNA from Prosopis cineraria, 1032 nucleotides. RefSeq lists its product as uncharacterized. The transcript has a single exon. The coding region runs from base 68 to 541 and encodes 157 amino acids. NCBI's taxonomy places the organism in Eukaryota, Viridiplantae, Streptophyta, Magnoliopsida, Fabales, Fabaceae. The record is from RefSeq and is a predicted model, not a curated record.